CGAAGGUCCUUUAGCUGACUAGGAUCUAGCAUCUACCGGCCGGUUCGGCUGCGGAUGGCAGAGUCCGGCCUGGGGGCUGGAGGAAAACCGGAACCAGCAGUGGGUGGAGCGGGGUCUAUCACAGAAUGGGAAAGAGACGCUGCGUGUCAACUACCGAGAAUAAGCCAUCUUCAGGCUGCUGUGGAGUAAAAAAGCCCAAACUGUGCCCCUCUCCUGCUGGCAGUGUUCAGCCCCCAGUCCCGCAUAACUGCCAGCCCCACGAGGACAAGACGGUGGGGCCAGGUGCUCUCACCCCACUCUCCCGCCCUAAUGGGACCACAAGCGGAAGGGAGCAGUUGGUGGUGACAGCUGAAAUGGGCUGCUACUGCUUUGAUGUUCUUUAUUGUCAUCUGCAUGGCUUCCCACAGCCACGUCUGCCACGGUUCACCAAUGACCCCUACCCUCUUUUUGUCACAUGGAAGGCUGGACGUGACAAGCGUCUUCGUGGCUGUAUUGGCACUUUUUCGGCCAUGAACUUACAUUCAGGACUCAGGGAAUACACCUUAACCAGUGCCCUUAAGGACAGCCGCUUCCCUCCUCUAACCCGUGAGGAGCUGCCAAAGCUGUCUUGCUCGGUGUCUCUGCUCACCAACUUUGAGGAUGUAGGCGAUUUCCUGGACUGGGAGGUUGGAAUCCAUGGGAUCCGGAUUGAGUUCUUAAAUGAGAAAGGGGUAAAACGCACAGCCACCUACCUACCAGAAGUAGCCAAGGAACAAGAUUGGGAUCAGAUUCAGACAAUAGACUCUCUGCUCAGGAAAGGUGGCUUCAAAGCUCCAAUUACUAAUGAAUUUAGAAAAAGCAUCAAACUCACAAGGUACCGCAGUGAGAAGGUGACAAUCAGCUACACAGAAUACAUGGCCUCCCGCCAGAAUGCACAGCAAAAUGGCACUGUGCAUGCACUGCCUCAUUAUACGCAUUACUCCUGACACAGCGCUGCCCGUGUCGCAGCCCUGCCCCCCGCUCGCCGGCAAUGCCUGUGAUCUCCUGACAUCUGACUCCUCCUCAGCCCCCUCCUCCUGGUCCAGUUACCUAUACUACUGCACCAUCCUAUGAGCUUCACCAGAGGAGGGCGCAGUGCCCAGAGACUCGCAGACACAAGCAGCCUUACCUCACCCCGCUCUCUCCAGGGACCUUGAGUGGGAGGGAGAGCUAAAUAGAAAGUUAUGGUCUCCUUCAUCCCCUCCUGUGUUAGGGGUCACUCCCCCAGAAAAAGCACUUUUAGGUUUUUACAUUCAGUAUUCAUUUUUUUUAUAUACACAUAUAUGAAUAUAUCUUUUUUUAACCUAAAGAACAUGCCCUACUUUGAAAUAGGCUCCCUUAUUUUCCAAAUUUGCCUGGAAUGGCUUUCAGUGUGUUGCUUUGACAGCUCAGCACGGGGCUGUAAGUCUGACACAUUGUGAGCGAGUAGUGCACAUUAGUUUGCCAGGGACAUCCGUUUCCAUGUAUCACACCUUACUUCAAGUGAAUCCUGCCCCGUUCUGCCUUAGAAAGUCUCAAUACUGCAUAGGAGUACCUCUUUCUAUGCAAAUCUGAAUACAUUCUACCUCUUUGUUGUCCCAUUUAUGAAACAAGCCUGUGGAAAGCUGGGCUGUUGGGAGGUGUCCACCUAUAAUUAAAGGGAUUUUCUGGGAGUAGAAUAUUGAUUGCCUAUCCACAGGAUAAGUCGUCAAUAUCUGAUCGGUGGAGUCAUCCAGCACCACCACCACCGAUCAGCUGUAUGAAGAGGCUGCGGCGCAUCGGUGAGCAGGCUCCUUGCAGCAUACCAAGCACAGCGCCGUACAUUGUAUAGUGGCUGUACUUGGUACUGCGGCUCAGGCUCAUUCACCUGAAUAGGACUGAGCUGCACCUGGUCAAGGUGACCAAUAGAUGUGACGUCAGUGGCCUAGGAGGAGGCUGCAGCACGCACUGAGACCUCUUCAAACAGUUGAUCGGGAGGGAUUGGCGGAGUUGGACAUCCACCAAUCAGAUAUUCUUCUCCCAGAAAACCCCUUUAGAGGGUUCUAAACUUUAUUUCCAGCUGUUUAGUCCUAAAAUAAAAAAGACUUCUUGUUUCUAUUUCCCAUUAUUUUCCAGUUCUAUUGACACAGUCACCAAUGUUAAAGGGAAUCCGUCACCAGCGACCUCGCUCUCAAACUGCACAGAAACAUAGCUGUGGUUCACCUGAUUAAAACACAUUUUUUCUUUUGUUGAUCUGAGGGUCCGUUCAUGAAUUAUGAUAGUUUUUCUUAAUAUGCAAAUUAGUAAUUUGGUGCAAUGAGGGUGUCACCAUUGCUCUUAUUGCACACAAGCUCCGCUCCUUUCUGUGGCCAGCUCUUCCCUGCCUGCUUUGAUUGACAGGGCCAGGCGGUGGCAAAGCAGUGAGGGAAGGGCUGACCACAGAAAAGAGCGGAGCUUUUGUGCAACAAGAGCAAUGGGGAUGCCCUCAUUGCACCAAAGACCUAAUUUGCAUAUUUAAUAAACAUAUCAUAACUAGGGAACAGAGCCUCGGAUCAACAAAAUAAAAACUGUAUUUUAAUCAGAUGAACUACUGUAUGUAUCUGUGCAAACAGUUUGAUAGAGAGGUUGCUGGUGACAGAUUCCCUUUAACAAUGAAUGUUUUAUGUCUGGUUGCUAUGAAUAUAUCCAUGAUCAUUUUUAUGUAUGGACGUACAUUUUUUCCUUUAUACUAGACAUAAUAAUAUGCAAAUGCAUUCUAUUAAACGUGUCAGCUUUAUGAAGCGGUCUAAAAGACUCAUAUCAACCAAUCACAGUGCAGCUUUCAUUUCAUAUUCUGCUCUUGAAAACUAAAUGCUGUAUUGUAUCUGGUUAUUCUGGGCAAUAAAGACCGUUUUUUUUUUUGUUUUUUUUUUAGAAAUCUGCCCCAUUAGGUCUUCCUAAUAAAAUCUGAAUAAAAAUUAAACACAAUUUCAAUGGCGGUCAAUACAUAAUGCUGGACGUGUCCAUGUCAACCAGCAGAGAACAUGUGGAACACUGUGCAAAGGACCUUUUUUAUUUCCAAGACCAAACAGCUUUAUUUAUAAAAAAGGUUUAGAACCCAUUUAAGUAAAACUCACUGUUGGCCCAUAGCCAAAAAUGUACUGCAAACUAAAUGAACGUGAUAGUUACCUGACAGCCGACAAUCCAGUACUGGUCAUAGUGGCCAUCAUCCUCUCCCGACAGCCAUGUCUUCAAAUGGUCCUUAAAGGGAACCUGUCACAUUGAACGUGGUGUUUGAGCUGCAGGCUACAUGUUAUAGAGCAGGAGGAGCUGAGCAGAUUGAUAUACA
This is a messenger RNA of Bufo bufo (common toad), 3304 nucleotides long. RefSeq names its product AMMECR1 like (gene AMMECR1L). Lineage: Eukaryota; Metazoa; Chordata; Amphibia; Anura; Bufonidae. The coding region runs from base 126 to 965 and encodes 279 amino acids. The transcript is spliced from 7 exons. The record is from RefSeq and is a predicted model, not a curated record.